CCACUUUCCCCAGCUUCACCUAGUCCGCUCACGAUGAUCCGUUAUUGUUCUAUACCAGGGAGUCAGUCAAUCGCAUUGUCACAAACUCUUAACUAUUCACAAUGUCCUCGGAAGCUCCCUGGAAAGCAAUAGCCCAGCGCAAACGUGCCGAACUCCGGUCCCGGAUCCCUCCCUCAUGGCUCCUAAAGUCUCUCCCCUCUGCAGAUGUCCUUGAUGUUCGCACGAUCCCUCGAAGUUGCGGCAUCCUUACCUCACACGAACUCUCUAUAACCUCCUCCAAUGAUGCUACCUCCCUUGCUGAAGCUAUUCGAGCUCGCUCGCUCACUGCUGAAGAAGUAACAAUCGCAUUCUGCAAGCGUGCAGCCAUAGCUCAGCAAGUCUGCAACUGCCUCACAGAGAUAUUUUUUGACGAGGCAAUUGCACGCGCAAGAUUUCUUGACGGAGAAUACAAGCGGACAGGGAAACCACUUGGUCCACUCCAUGGCGUACCCAUAUCUUUAAAAGAUACUUUCAAGGUUAAAGGCUACGAUGCUUGUAUUGGAUUUGCGAGCUUGGUUGGAAAACCCGCGGCGGAGAACUCUUUGCUAGUUGAUAUAUUAUUGGAGCUGGGUGCUGUUCUAUAUUGCAAGACGAAUGUCCCCCAGACUCUGGCAGCUCUCGACUCGGACAAUAACGUCUUCGGACGAGUGCUGAAUCCUAGCAAUAGGAAGGUCACCGCUGGAGGAAGUUCUGGUGGCGAGGGAGCACUGGUUGGGAUGCGCGGGAGCGUUCUCGGAGUCGGUACAGAUGUCGGAGGCAGUAUCCGCAUCCCAGCAAUGUGUAAUGGGGUUUAUGGUAUCAAACCAAGCGUACAGCGAGUUCCGUACGUGGGUCAAGAAAGUGGUGCUAGAGAGGGAGCAAGCAGGAUCGGUUUGAGUGCAAGUGCUGGGCCCAUCUCUGUCAGUAUACGAGACUGCGAGCUCCUUCUUAAAGCUGUAUCUGACGCUAAGCCCUGGGACCGAGACCCAAGUCUUGCCUAUGGCCUAUGGGAUGAGCAGGGCUUCAUGCAAGAGAAGCCGCUUUUUGGCGUCAUACGGACAGAUGGUGUAGUGACACCUCUGCCUCCGAUAAAAACUGUACUCGAUGAAACCGUUGCUGCACUACGCGCAUCUGGCGUUGAAGUGAUCGAAAUUUCAGCACCAGCGCUCCAAAAGACGCAGUCCCUCGCCAAUAAGUUCUUUGGUGUUGAAGGUGGCAAUACCGCUUUCGAUUUGCUCGAAUCAACAGGUGAGCCAUUAAUCAAAUGGCUGAGCACUCGCAUGAGGAGGGGAAAGCAUAUGCCAACAGACCGCUUGAUGGAUAUUCAGGCUCAGAGAACAGCACUGGAGACCGAGAUGCUUAAAAUUUGGCGAGACCCGAAAACAGGGAGGCAGGUAGAUGCAGUGAUUUGUCCCGUGGCCCCGCACCCUGUGCCACCAAUUGACCGCUGGAACUCUUUGGGAUACACGAGUAGCUUCGUGCUUAUGGAUUAUCCUGCUGGCACUCUGCCAGUGAGAGAUUUUAACGAGAAGGAUUUAAAUGAAGAAAUCAGAGGUGGCAAUCCUUUAAAUCCAUGGGAUAAGGUGAACAAGGAGUUGUGGGAUGGAAAAACCAUUGACAGGAAGGUUUACCUCAACACAAAGCUUUCUGUGCAAGUGAUAGCGCCGAGGCAACAAGAGAGGAGGCUGUAUCAAGCAAUGGCAUAUAUCGACAGUAUUUUGCAGAAGAAUGUCGAUGGAUCUCGAGCGAAGCUGUGAAAAUACCAAUUACCGAAUUGGAUAGGCACUGUCUUGCCUGAUAGGGCGGCCUACGGCUACAGUGGAGACUUUAGCGAGAAGACCCCUGAAGAUAUGUUCCUCGGCUCUAGUGAUUUGUUUACUUCAAAUGAAAAUCAUCCCAGCAAAGCCAGUCACAGUGAACGCGAAUGCCACAAAUACGUACUAUUGUUUGGGAUGGUGAUAGAGACACGAGAAGAAACAUGUUUUCGAUGGGAGCUAUGUGUGCCACUUUUAUGUGUCAUUGUUUCCUGGUUGCCGUGUAGUAUAUUUACAAGAAGAAAGAAAUCCGAGACUAGAGUCCCUGACGCGGUAAUGACUGAGACCUGGAAGUCCACCAAUUUUCUUAUGGGGUCCAGAAGGAUUGCAUCCUGAUUUUGCCUUUCCAUCCCCCUCGGGCACCACCAUAUCCAUCCUCGAAUCUCCAACCUGGCCAUCGCACCGCCAACCCUCACUCUCCCAAAAAGUCUCUCCUGAUCUAAUAAUCACUGUCGCUGCAGCUCGAAUAGUCGGAGUCACUAUCAUGGUGGGUGCGCUGCUUCAGGCUCCUUCUCACAUUCUUCUUGUAGUACUUCUUCUUGCACUGGUUCUUGGGGAUGCACUGCUUCUUCUUGUGGCUGUAUGUAUAGCCCUUGCCGCACUUGUGGAGGUUCCGCUCCUCGACAGGAGCGCCGGCUUCAAGAGCUGCGCCUGGAGCUGGCUCAGGGUUGGCGGCAGGGGCGGCGGCCACACCCAUGGCGAUGAGGAGGACGGUGAAGAGUUUGGAGAUCUGCAUUUUGAUGGGGGGUGGAUGUGGGAGUUGAAGAAUUGAUUGAAGU
This is a messenger RNA of Cadophora gregata, 2611 nucleotides long. RefSeq lists its product as uncharacterized. Lineage: Eukaryota; Fungi; Ascomycota; Leotiomycetes; Helotiales; Ploettnerulaceae. The transcript is spliced from 2 exons. The record is from RefSeq and is a predicted model, not a curated record. Bases 102 to 1775 code for a protein of 557 amino acids.